Molecule: messenger RNA, 1926 nt
Organism: Nerophis ophidion (straightnose pipefish)
Lineage: Eukaryota; Metazoa; Chordata; Actinopteri; Syngnathiformes; Syngnathidae
Gene: cyp27b1
Product: 25-hydroxyvitamin D-1 alpha hydroxylase, mitochondrial
Exons: 9
Coding region: 77-1585 (502 amino acids)
Biological process (GO): cellular response to peptide hormone stimulus; glucocorticoid biosynthetic process; cholesterol metabolic process
Cellular component (GO): mitochondrial inner membrane
Molecular function (GO): heme binding; iron ion binding; monooxygenase activity
Source: RefSeq, a predicted model, not a curated record
GGCUCCGAGGAGCAGGUCGCCGGGGUAUAAAAGGAGCCCGGGCGGAAGAUGAGCACCGGAGUCCGGCGGGCGUCCCAUGUUCUCGGUGAGGAGGAUGCUGCAGCGAGCCUGGAGAGGAGCCGGCCGGAGCGCCUCCCGCCUGCCCAAGUGCGCCGAGAGGUGGGCUGAGGGGGACGGCGCCGCGCUGAAGACGCUGGACGACAUGCCCGGGCCGUCGAUGCUCGGAUCCCUCUGGGAGUUGUUCCCGCGCCGGGGGCUGGCAAGGAUGCACCAGCUGCAGCUGGAGGGCCUGCAGCUGUACGGCCCCAUGUGGAAGGCCCACUUCGGCCCCAUCCUGACAGUCCACGUGGCCGAGCCGGCCCUGACGGAGCAGGUGCUGAGACAGGAGGGGACACACCCCUGCCGCUCGGACCUGUCCUCCUGGAAGGACUACCGCAUGCUGAGAGGUCACCACUACGGACUGCUGACCUCAGAGGGCGAGGAGUGGCAGGAGGUGAGGAGCCUGCUGAAUAAACACAUGCUGAGACCCAAGGCGGUGGAGGCUUACGAGAAAACCCUCAACGAGGUGGUCAGCGACCUCAUCGCCAAGCUCCGCCUCCGCAGACUCCCCGGGGGCCUGGUCACCGACGUGUCCAAGGACUUCUACUUAUUCGGCCUGGAGGGAGUCUCCUCGGUGUUGUUUGAAUCCAGGAUCGGCUGCCUGGAUCCGGUGGUGCCGAAGGAGACGGAAAGGUUCAUCGAGUCCAUCAACAACAUGUUCGUGCUGACGCUGCCCACCAUGGCCAUGCCCAGAUGGCUGCACACGGUCUUCCCCAUACCCUGGAGACACUUCUGCAAGUCCUGGGACGACAUGUUUAAAUUUGCUAAAGAUCAAAUCGACAGGCGGCUGAAGGAGGCGGCCAACAACCCCGGGGAGGGGAAGGUGGAGGGCCACUGCCUGGCUUACUACAUGUCCCAGAGCUCCCUGCCCAUGGAGACCGUGUACAGCAACAUCACCGAGCUGCUGCUGGCAGGCGUCGACACGAUCUCCAGCACCUUGUCCUGGUCACUGUACGAGUUGUCCCGGCACCCUGAGAUUCAGGCCUCACUGCGCCAGGAAAUCCUGGCGGUCCUGGACGGCAAGACCAUUCCCGAGGCGGCAGAUGUAGCGCGCAUGCCUCUCCUGAAGGCUACCAUCAAAGAAGUGCUCAGGUUGUACCCGGUCAUCCCUGCCAACGCCCGAGUCAACGUGGAGAGGGACAUCCAGGUCGGAGGCUACGUCAUCCCUAAGAACACUCUGAUAACCCUGUGCCAAUUUGCCACGUCCCGGGACCCCUCGGUGUUCCCCGACCACGAUGACUUCCUGCCACACCGGUGGUUGAAGAAGGGGAAGACUUACCACCCUUACGCCUCGGUGCCUUUCGGGGUGGGAAAACGGAGCUGCAUUGGGCGGCGGAUCGCUGAGUUGGAGAUUUACCUCGCCCUGGCCAGGAUCCUGCUGGAGUUUGACGUGAGGCCGGACCCCGAGGGGGUUUCUGUGAAGCCCAAGACCCGCACGCUGCUGGUUCCUGAAAAUGUCAUCAACCUGCAGUUUGUUGAACGAUGACCCACUCCUGCCGGCGUUACGUGGAGGUGACCCCCAGGAGGUCACCUGCUGGUCCAGCAGACUCCACCUGCGCUUCAAGCCCUGAAUGUUUUUAUUACAGUUUGGACAAGCCAAGUCUUUUAUUACAUCCCAUGAUGCAACGGUGCUGAGGAGUCCAGUUCCCUCUGGUCCUCUUGAAACAAACAUGUGGUGUGUGAGCCUCAUGGAGCCAAGUGUUCGUCCAGGGGCCUCAAAGCGAGGGCCCCUUGUAACAGUCAAUAAUGUAUGGAUUUCAUUAUUAAUUAUACAAAUUGUUGGAAGUAGACUGUCCAUUUUACAUUAAAAACUUUACAUUUACAAAA